Molecule: messenger RNA, 4192 nt
Organism: Electrophorus electricus (electric eel)
Lineage: Eukaryota; Metazoa; Chordata; Actinopteri; Gymnotiformes; Gymnotidae
Gene: trappc9
Product: trafficking protein particle complex subunit 9
Cellular component (GO): trans-Golgi network
Source: RefSeq, a predicted model, not a curated record
CGGCUGCCUAAUUCAUUGAAGGAGCUGUUUCUAUUUGUUUCUCUUUUGCAGGAAAGCGCUUUGCCACUGAUCAGAGUCGCCACGUGGGGUCAUGAGCGUGCCAGACUACCAGCAGUGUGCGGAGGACCAUCAGACAGUGCUAGUGGUGGUGCAGCCACUGGGCGUGGUCCCCGAGGACCAGUUCUUCCGCAUCUACCGGCGCGUGGCCAGCGUGAGCCAGGUAAGCGUGCGCGGCGACGGCCAGCGCACCCUUUACAUCCGCUACCGCCACCACUACCCGCCCGAGAACAACGAGUGGGGCGACUUCCAGACGCACCGCAAAGCGGUGGGCCUGGUGGCGGUGGCGUGCUGCGGCUCCGCCCGUGAGUGGGCGCACACGUCCGAGCGCUUCCACGGCCUGAAGGAGCGCUUCGCCGCCACGCUCUACGACUCGCGCCUGCUGGUCUUCGGCCUGUCCGGCGAGAUCGCCGAGCAGCAGCGCACGGACGUGGCCUUCUACCCCACCUUCGACGACUGCGCUGACGUGGAGAAGAGGGUGGAGGACUUCGUGGAGUCCAUCUUCAUCGUGCUGGAGUCCAAGCGGCUGGACCGGGCCACGGACAAGGCUGGAGACAAGAUUCCACUGCUGUGUGUGCCCUUCGAGAAGAAGGACUUUGUCGGGCUGGACACUGACAGCAGGCACUACAAGAAGCGUUGCCAAGGCCGCACGAGGAAGCACGUGGGUGACCUGUGCUUGCAGGCAGGCAUGUUGCAGGAUGCCCUGGUCCACUACCACAUGGCCGUGGAACUGCUCCGCUCCGUCAACGACUUCCUGUGGCUGGGGGCUGCACUGGAGGGUCUGUGCUCAGCCUCGGUUAUAUUUCAUUACCCAGGAGGCACAGCGGGAAAGAGUAAUACACGUAAACCCAGCAUCUCCACGGCAACCGACUCAGGCAAGAGACACCGACCAGGGGCUCAGGAGGUUCUCAUUGACCCAGGCGCCCUGAACAGCAGUGGUAUCAGUGCAGACACCAGCACUGAGAUCGGACGGACCAAAAACUGCCUGAGCCCUGAUGACAUCAUGGAGAAGUACAAAGAGGCCAUCUCUUAUUACGGAAAGUAUAAGAAUGCUGGGGUGAUUGAGUUGGAGACAUGUGUUAAGGCAGUGCGAGUUUUGGCUAUUCAGAAGAGAGCCAUGGAGGCCUCUGAGUUUCUGCAAAACGCUGUCUACAUCAACCUGGGACAGCUCUCCGAGGAGGAGAAGAUCCAGCGCUACAGCGUGCUGUCAGAGCUGUAUGAGCUCAUCGGCUUCCAUCGCAAGUCGGCCUUCUUCAAGCGAGUGGCAGCCAUGCAGUGUGUGGCCCCCACCAUCCCCGAGCCGGGAUGGACCGCCUGCUACCGCCUGCUGCUGGAGACGCUGCCCGGCUACAGCCUCUCCCUUGACCCCAAGGACUUCAGCAAAGGUACACACCGUGGCUGGGCAGCUGUACAGAUGCGGUUGCUGCAUGAGCUUGUGUAUGCGUCUCGGCGCAUGGGCAACCCAGGCCUCUCGGUGCGCCAUCUCUCCUUCCUGCUGCAGACCAUGCUGGACUUCCUUUCAGACCAAGAGAAGAAGGAGGUGACUCAGAGCCUGGAGAACUACACCUCCAAGUGCCCCGGGGGCAUGAGCAUCAUCACGCUGCCUGAUGGCCUCCAAUUGCCCCCCGUGCCCUUCACCAAACUGCCCAUUGUCAGGUCUGUGUCUCUCCUGAACCUGCCUGCUAGCCUCCGGCCCCAUAAGGUGAAGGGUCUCACGGGUCAGGGCGUGACCUCUGCCAGCCCCUUCAUCUACUCUCCCAUAAGCAUGCACAGAGGAGACGACCGCAGCACGAAGAUCGAUUUCCAGUGGGUACAGGGAGAUGUGUGUGAGGUUCAGCUGAUGGUGUAUAACCCCAUGCCAUUUGAACUGCGCGUAGAAAACAUGGGUCUGCUGACGUCCGGAGUGGAGUUUGAGUCUCUCCCUGCUGCUCUCUCUCUACCUGCUGAGUCUGGUCUCUACCCUGUUACUCUGGUGGGCGUCCCACGCACUGCAGGCAACAUCACAGUCAACGGGUACCAGACAUCUGUGUUUGGCGUGAGCAGCGACUGUCUGUUGGACAGCCUGGUCGGGGUGAAGUCCAGCGGCUGCAUGGUGGAAGUAGUGCCCUCUCUCCCCAGACUCCAGCUGAGCACCUCCCUACCACGGGCUGCACAGAUGUGUGGUGAGGAUCUUUCCAGCGGUGUGUGCCUGCAGCUCUUUAAUGGAGAAACCCAACAACUCACCAUCACGCUGGAGAACAUAGGCUCUGAGGACCUGCACACGCUGGAGGUCUCCUCAAAAACACUCACCACCAAAGAGAAGUUAUUUGGAGAGUUUCUGAGCUGGGACAUGCAUGACGCGCUGUCCCGUCUCCCCCUGAAAGCAGGCCAGGCCCUCGCCCUCACCGUUAACAUCAGCGCCAAACUGGAUUUCUCUGGCCAGGAAAGCCUGCUUCAGGACCUCAAUGAUGAUGGUAUCAGUGUGACCGGCUUGCCCAUCUCCAGCCCUUUGAGGCAGGUGCUGAAACCCCGCCCUGAAAAUAAACAAGUAAACAAACAAGCAAACACCGACUCCAACAAGAGCGACUACAACCAUGUGAAGACUUUGGAGGCAGUGUUGAGCUUUAGAUACAGUGGAGGUCCAGGCCGGGUGGAUGGUUACUACAGAGAGCUCAGUCUGGGGGUGAGGGUGGAUGUGGAGCCCUCUGUGUUCUUCACACGAAUCAGCACGUUACCUGCUACCAGUACACGUCAGUGCCACUUGCUUCUGGAUGUGUUUAACCCCACGGAGCAUGAGCUCACUCUCUCAGCCAAGAACCAGGAGCUUGUCCUGCACUCGAGCGAAUGCCAGAGAAUGGCCAUCCAGGUGGACAGGUUUGACUUUGAGAGCCUGUCUGUGCCGUCCCAUGAUGCCGUGCGGCAGGGCAGCGCGUAUGAGCAGGAGGAAGAGCGGCAGCAGUUGCAGGGCGGCCUCAUCAGCAGAACAUUGGACCUGCGCUGGACUAUCCCCUCUCUGAGGCGUCAGGGUGAGGCCAGCGUAGAGGGUGUGCUCACUCAGCUGGUCCUGGAACACCUGCAGCUUGCACCUCUACAGUGGGAUGUUCUGGUAAAUGGCCACGCAUGCGACUGUGACGUGGUUGCCGACUGCAGGGUCGGUGACGCCGUGGCAUUGGAGGUUAAGCUGACCAAUCGCAGCAAGGGUUCUGUUGGCCCUUUCUCUCUGACCGUGGUGCCCUUCCAGGACUACCAGAACGGAGUCCAGAACUAUGAGCUCCAGGACGCAGUCACCUUCAUUGGUUCCAACACCUUCUAUAUCGACUCGGUGAGCCCAGCAGGGAAGUCUGUCUGUGUUGGGGCUUUGCUCUUCCUCUACACGGGCGAUUUCUACCUGAGCAUCAAGUUCCAGGGCGACAGCGCAGGACAGCAGGAUCUCCCGGCCGCGUGCUUCAGCCUGCCCAGCAUUCAUGUCCGAGCCCAGGACCCCAUCGAAGCGGCUGCCUGAACCUUGGCUGGGCUAAGCCCACUCAGGACUGACUGAGACUUGCUUUAUGAGGAUGAGAUCUAACUUUCUGCGAUUCUGGGUUGUCUCUCCAGAUGUCCUGUAACAUAAAAUCCAUGUAUUGUAUUUGAUUGAAAAGUUUGACAGUCAGGAAUUUUUAAGUAGCAUUCUGCAUCAGCUAUAAAGAAAUGUCAACAGAGUGGGAUUUUCCUUUGAAACUUAAAAUAUUAAGAAGCAAGAGUAGUGCUUACCUGAAAGGCCGAGGGAUGGGGAUCGGGGUGAAGGGUAUGCUCACUGAAAGUCAGAGGUCCCAUCUCAAUUGGGGCCAGCUGCAGCUCUUAGCAUCUACACCAUAUAGCACACAUAGUUUAGAUACAAGACCCAGAGCUUCUCCAUUAGAGGUUUCCACUCAGUGGAGUGCACAGUGAUGUCAGUGUUACGGAAGAGCUUUUGGUAGGCAUGUAAAUAUGAAAUCUGCAUUGCGAUAUGUUUGUGUGUUAAUCUCAUUAGGACUGAGGGGUUUGUUGUGAAGUCAUGGGUCUCCCUGUUCCUUCUUUUGAACUUUGUUGAUGGUGUAUCAUAUAUAUUUGACUGAUGGGUGUUAUUGUAAAUCAUGAAUUAUAAAUCACAAAUAUAUCACAAAGAAUCUUUCCAAGG